AUGGUAAAAAGUAGCUCUAGAAGACUGUUGAGACUGAUGAGGUACCGAAGAAGACUUGGAUCAACUGUUGAGAAAUUGGAUUCAUUUCAUCAAUCACUUUGCCUCUUUGUGAUGAUAACCACCAGAAUGCCAAACAUGAAUCCAGUUCGUUUGAAAUUCAUGCAAGCCAUAAUAAUAUUUAUGAUGUUGCAGGUUGUUGUUUCUGCUCAAGACCAAAUUAUGUGCAUUCAGAGGGAGAGGGAAGCACUCCUCGAAUUCAAGGCUGCCCUUGUGGAUCACCAUGGAAUGCUCUCAUCUUGGACCACUGCUGAUUGCUGCCAAUGGGAAGGGAUUCGCUGCAGCAACCUCACCGGCCAUGUCCUAAUGCUCGACCUUCACGCUGAGUAUAAUUAUGCCUAUGGAAAUAACGUUCAGUAUCUCUCAGGACGCUUUAUCAGCGGGGAGAUCCACAAGUCGUUGAUGGAGUUGCAACAAUUAAACUAUUUAGACCUCAAUUCGAAUUCUUUUCCAGAUAGAGGAAUCCCAGAGUUUCUUGGUUCUCUGAUAAACUUGAGAUACCUUGAUCUGUCAUAUUGUGAUAUUGAAGGAAAAAUUCCAACUCAGUUUGGCUCUCUUUCUCAUUUGAAAUACUUAAAUCUUGCUUGGAAUCGUAAUCUGGAGGGUUCCAUCCCACGUCAACUUGGAAAUCUCUCCCAGUUGCAGCAUCUUUAUCUCAGUGCCAAUCGAUUUGAAGGAAAUAUACCCUCUCAAAUUGGAAAUCUCUCCCAGUUGCAGCAUCUUGAUCUAAGUGACAAUUCUUUAGAAGGAAAUAUACCCUCUCAAAUUGGAAAUCUCUCCCAGUUGCAGCAUCUUGAUCUUAGUGGCAAUUAUUUUGAAGGAAAUAUACCCUCACAAAUUGGGAAGCUUUCGAAUUUGCAGAAGCUUUAUCUUGGCAGAUAUUCUGAUGGUGGUGCUCUCAAAAUUGACGACGGAGAUCAUUGGCCGUCUAAUCUCAUUUCCUUAACCCAUCUUUCCUUGCUCUCCAUAUCUAAUCUCAACACUUCUCAUAGCUUCCUCCAAAUGAUUGCCAAGUUACCAAAUCUUAGAGAACUAAGCUUAUAUGAUUGUAGCCUUUCCGAUCAUUUUAUCCUUUCAUUGAAGCCCUCUAAAUUCAAUUUUUCUACUUCCCUUUCCAUCUUUGAUCUUUCCUGGAACAGCUUCACGUCAUCAAUGAUACUCCAGUGGCUGUCCAACGUCACUUCCAACCUUGUUGAGCUUGACCUUAGUCAUAACCUCUUGGAGGGUUCCACAUCAUCAAAUCAUUUUGGCAUGGUCUUCAAUUCACUUGAGCACCUUGACCUCUCCUUUAACAAUUUCAACGGUGAGGUUUUCAAGUCCUUCAUAAAUGUAUGCACCUUACAUUCUUUAUACAUGAAAAACAACAAUUUGAGUGAAGACCUUCCAUCAAUCCUUCAUAAUUUCUCUAGUGGUUGCGUUAGACACUCAUUACAAGAAUUGGAUUUGGCAUAUAAUCAAAUCACCGGCUCUUUACCUGACCUUUCAGUGUUCUCAUCUCUAAAAUCAUUGGUUCUUGAUAGUAAUCAAUUAAGUGGAAAGAUACCUGAAGGCAUCGGCUUACCAUUUCAUUUGGAAUCUGUGUCAAUCCAAUCAAACUCUUUAGAAGGUGGAAUUCCAAAAUCAUUUGGGAAUUCAUGUGCUUUGAGCUCACUGGAUAUGUCUCGUAACAAUUUGAAUCAAGAGCUUUCAGUGAUGAUUCAUCACUUGUCUGGAUGUGCUAGAUAUUCAUUGGAACAAUUAUAUCUAGGCAUGAAUCAAAUCAAUGGCACACUACCCGACCUCUCAAUAUUCUCAUCUUUAAAAUUAUUAAAUCUCGAUGAAAACAAGCUAAAUGGAGAGAUUCCUAAAGAUAUUAAAUUUCCGCCUCAACUGGAGGAACUAGUUAUGCAAUCAAAUUCCUUACAGGGCGUGCUCACUGACUAUCAUUUUGCUAAUAUGUCUAAGUUAGAUUUCUUGGAGUUAUCUGACAACUCUUUGUUGGCCUUGACAUUUAGCCAAAAUUGGGUCCCACCAUUUCAGUUGAGCCACAUAGGAUUGCGAUCUUGCAAGCUAGGUCCAGAAUUUCCCAAAUGGUUGCAGACACAAAAUCAAUUUGGGAAUAUUGACAUUUCCAAUGCAGGAAUAGCAGAUAUGGUUCCAAAGUGGUUUUGGGCUAAUUUAGCAUUUCGAGAAUGGAUUUCAAUGAAUAUUUCAUACAAUAAUCUCCAUGGGAAAAUUCCCUCAAAAAUUGGGAAGCUAGCAUCACUUGAAUCUCUUGAUUUGUCAAGAAACCAGUUGGUUGGUUCAAUUCCUCUGAGUCUUACUCAAAUUUAUUGGCUCAGUGUAUUAGAUUUGUCACAUAACCAUCUAACUGGAAAAAUUCCAACCAGCACACAGUUACAGAGUUUCAAUGCCUCCAGUUAUGAAGAUAAUCUUGAUCUUUGUGGACCGCCACUUGAGAAAUUUUGUAUUGAUGGGAGACCAACACAAAAACCAAAUGUUGAAGUUCAAGAGGGUGAAUAUUCACUUUUCAGUCGUGAAUUUUACAUAAGUAUGACAUUUGGAUUUGUUAUAAGCUUUUGGGUAGUGUUUGGCUCAAUCUUACUCAAACGUUCUUGGAGACAUGCCUAUUUCAAGUUCUUGAACAAUCUAUCAGACAAUAUUUAUGUCAAGGUUGCAGUAUUUGCUAAUAAAAUAUCAAAGGUGCAUGGCUGA
This is a messenger RNA of Glycine soja, 2751 nucleotides long. RefSeq names its product receptor-like protein EIX1. The transcript is spliced from 4 exons. Lineage: Eukaryota; Viridiplantae; Streptophyta; Magnoliopsida; Fabales; Fabaceae. The record is from RefSeq and is a predicted model, not a curated record. Gene Ontology annotation, molecular function: protein binding. Bases 1 to 2751 code for a protein of 916 amino acids.